Messenger RNA from Trichechus manatus latirostris (Florida manatee), 8867 nucleotides. It is a transcript of the gene CEP170, whose product is annotated as centrosomal protein 170. NCBI's taxonomy places the organism in Eukaryota, Metazoa, Chordata, Mammalia, Sirenia, Trichechidae. Gene Ontology annotation, molecular function: protein binding. Bases 1860 to 6830 code for a protein of 1656 amino acids. The transcript has 19 exons. The record is from RefSeq and is a predicted model, not a curated record. Gene Ontology annotation, cellular component: centriole.
UUCCAGUAGGUGACUAUUUUAUUUCUUUUUUUAAAUUUUAUUGUGUUUUAGGUGAAGGUUUAUAGUUCAAAUUAGUUUUUAAUUAAAAAAUUAAUACACAAACGAUUUUGUGAUGGUUUUAUUAUUGUGUGUUUCUAGUGAAGUUUUUUCAAAUCAAGCAUAUAUAAAUUUAUAUUCUUGAAUCACCUCCCCCUUUUUCCAGAAAAGAUAGCGACUUUAUACACCAUUCUGCACCUUGAGAGCUAUUUUAGGAGGUGGUCAGGGAAGGCCUCUCUACUGCAUUAGGUAAGGAAGCAAGCCAUGUAGGUAUCUGGAUGAAGAGUAUUUUAUUUGGGUACAAAGGUCCUGAGGCAGGAAUGAAACAGGUAAAUUCAGGGAACAACAAAGAGGCCACUGCAGCUGGAGAUGAAUGAGCAAGGGGGAAGAGGAGGAAGAAACUGAGGUUGGAUAGAUACUUGAAUUUUAUUGUAAGUGCCAUGGGAGUUCUUUGUAAGGUUUUGAGCAGGCGAAUUACAAAAGGACUGGAUUAUAUUUUUAAAGGAUCUCUCUAGUAUAAGAAUAGACUGGAGGGAGCAAGAAUGGAAACAGGAAAAUGCUCCAAGAAAUGAUUGGAGUAAUCCAGAAUAAGAGUCGUUAAUGAUUUAGACUAGAGUGAAAGUGGUAGAGAUAGUGAAAAGGUUAUCAGGUUCUGGUUUUAAAAAAAAAUCUUAAGUUUGAAAUGUCUUUUAAACAUCCAGUUGGAGAUCUCAGGUAGACAGUUGGAUAUAUAAGUCUAAAAUUCAGAGGAGAGGUUAAAACUCAACCAAGUCAAAUCCGUUGACGUCGAGUCAGUUCAGACUCAUAGCAACCCUAUAAGAUAGAGUAGAAUGCCGCAUAGAGUUUCCAAGGAGCAGCUGGUGAAUUCAAACUGCUGACCUUUGGUUAGCAGCCGAAAGCUUAACCACUGUGCCACCAGGGCUCCAAGGAGAGGCUGGGACUGAUGAUACCUAAAUUUUAAAGCAUUACCGCUGGACCAUACUUAAAGCCAUAGGACUGGAAGAGAUCACUUAGGUGUAGAGUUAAUUAGUUUGAGAAGUCCACAGAUUGAGACCUGAUAUUCUCCAAUAUUGAAAGCUUAGAAAAUGAAAAGAAGCCAUCAAGAAAGAUAGAAAAGAAGUGGCCAGUGAAAUCUGAGAACUCUAGAGGAUGGUGUCCCUGAAGCCAAGUGAGAAAGUAUUUUUAGAGUAAGGGGUUGAUGGAUCACCUACAUCACCUAUUAUCACCUAUUAUUUCUUAAGAAAUCAGGUAUCCUCUUUCAUUGUAAACUGUCUCUGAGAAAAACAAUUUUAUUAGACCUUUUUUUAAAAAAAAGUUUUGUGUUUUUUCUGAAGGUUUACUUAUUAGACCUUUCUUUAUCCUAAUUUAUUGACAGGGAGUUCAUAAUUAUUCUCUACCAGAAACCACUAAAUCUAAAGCCCUGAAGAAAUUUUUACCCAUUGGGGGACCCCUUCUGGAUGGACUUGGAGGCUGCUGCUACUGAGAUUUGAGCAGGAGAAGCACUGCUUUUUCAGAGAAAAGAACUUGCUGUUAGGAUUUGCCUCACAUUCACAAAAGAAUUACAUGAUUUAAGCAAGUCACUUAAUUUUGAAAGCUCAUUUUCUUAAUCUGCAAAAUAAGGCUGGUGAUAGUCAAACUACUUCAGAGGUUUGUUUUGACCAAAUGAAGUAGAUAUGAAAAACAAAUGAACAGUAAAAUUGCAGCUAGGGAUAUCCUCUUUGCAUUGCCCCAAAUGUGGUACCAACCUGAUUGUGAUAAAUUUGAAGAAAUAUAUUGUCUGGGGAUGACGUAGCUUUGCCGAAGAGUUAGAAGCUAAGCAGAAAAUGAGCUUAACAUCCUGGUUUUUGGUGAGCAGUGGAGGCACUCGCCACAGGCUGCCACGAGAAAUGAUUUUUGUUGGAAGAGAUGACUGUGAGCUCAUGUUGCAGUCUCGUAGUGUGGAUAAGCAACAUGCUGUAAUCAAUUAUGAUGCCUCUACGGAUGAACACUUGGUGAAAGAUUUGGGCAGCCUAAAUGGGACUUUUGUGAAUGAUGUAAGGAUUCCAGAACAGACUUAUAUCACCUUGAAACUUGAAGAUAAGCUGAGAUUCGGAUAUGAUACAAAUCUUUUCACUGUAGUACGAGGAGAGAUGAGGGUCCCUGAAGAGGCUCUUAAGCAUGAGAAGUUUACUAUUCAGCUUCAGUUGUCCCAAAAAUCUUCAGAAUUGGAAUUAUCAAAAUCUGCAUGUACCAAAAGCAUAGACUCAAAGGUAGCGGAUGCUGCAACAGAAGUGCAGCACAAAGCUACAGAAGCACUAAAGUCUGAGGAAAAAGCCAUGGAUAUUUCUGCUAUGCCGCGUGGUACUCCAUUAUAUGGGCAGCCAUCGUGGUGGGGGGAUGAUGAGGUGGAUGAGCAAAGUGCUCUCAAGUCAGAUGGCAAACCUGAAGAGAAAAAUCAUGAAACUGGAAUGUCAGGGUGCAGCAUAGAUUCCAAGCAAGUUGAGGAACAGCCUGCAGCUGCAAAUGAAGAAGUACUUUUUCCUCUCUGUAGGGAACCAAGUUAUUUUGAAAUCCCUACAAAAGAAUUCCAGCAACCAUCACAAAUAACAGAGAGUACUAUUCAUGAAAUCCCAACAAAAGACAUACCAAGUCCCCAUACAACAGGUGCAGGGCAUGCUUCAUUUACCAUUGAAUUUGAUGACAGUACCCCAGGAAAGGUAACUAUUAGAGACCAUGUGACAAAAUUUACUUCUGAUCAGCGCCACAAGCCAAAGAAGUCCUCUCCUGGAACUCAAGACCUGCUGGGGAUUCAAACAGGGAUGAUGGCACCAGAAAACAAAGUAGCUGACUGGCUAGCACAGAACAACCCUCCUCAGAUGAUAUGGGAAAGAACAGAAGUGGAUUCCAAAAGUAUUAAAAGUGAUGUUCCAGUUUACUUGAAAAGGUUGAAAGGAAAUAAACAUGAUGAUGGCACACAAAGUGAUUCAGAGAAUGCUGGGGCCCACAGGCGUUGUAGCAAACGGGCAACUCUUGAGGAACACUUAAGGCGCCACCAUUCAGAACACAAAAAGCUACAGAAGGCCCAGGCUACUGAAAAGCAUCAAGACCAAGCUGUUGUAAGUCAAACUGCUUUUAUGAUUGCAUUUUUUGAUGAAGACAAUCCCAGAAAAAGACUGUCAUAUUCUUUUACUCAGAGUGCAGGAAUCUCAUGUCAGGAAACUAUUUAUUCAACACCACAUACAAAACUUGAAAAAGCAAACUCUCCAACAGCAGAUGCCAAAGUGGUUUCUUUGUCUUUACAGACUAGCUCUGCGCAUCACAGAGGGGGGCAUGGUGUUCCACAUGGGAAAUUGUUAAAACAGAAAUCAGAGGAGCCAUCGGUGUCAAUACCCUUCCUACAAACUGCAUUAUUAAGAAGUUCAGGGAGUCUUGGGCACAGAUCAAGCCAGGAGAUGGAUAAAAUGUUAAAAAAUCAAGCUACUUCUGCUACUUCUGAAAAGGAUAAUGAUGAUGACCAAAGUGACAAGGGUACUUAUACCAUUGAGUUAGAGAAUCCCAACAGUGAGGAAGUGGAAGCAAGAAAAAUGAUUGACAAGGUCUUUGGAGUAGAUGACAAUCAGGAUUAUAAUAGGCCUGUUAUCAAUGAAAAACAUAAAGAGCUGAUAAAAGAUUGGGCUAUCAGUUCUGCUGCAGUAGUAAUGGAAGAAAGAAAACCACUGAGUACACCUGGAUUUCACAACUCAGAGGAAAGCACAUCUUCAUCUGGAAAUAAACGUUGGGUUUCACAAUGGGCUAGUUUGGCUGCUAAUCAUACAAGACAUGAUCAAGAAGAAAGGAUAAUGGAAUUGUCUGUGUCUCUUCCUUUAGAGAAUGACCCAGAUAUUAAUGAAUCUGGCAUUUCAUUGAGAUGUACUGGCUCAGCAACUUCCUUGGCUGGUCAGGGAGAAAGAAGGAGACGAACCCUUCCCCAACUUCCGAAUGAAGAAAAGUCUCUCGAGAGCUCCAGAGCAAAGGUUAUAACACAGAGGUCAGAGAUAGGAGAAAAACAAGACACAGAACUUCAGGAGAAAGAAACACCAACACAGGUAUCCCAAAAAGAUAAACAAGAUGCUGACAGAGCCCUGAGUAAAAUGAAUAGGACAGUCAAUGGUGAAACUCUUAAGACUGGAGAUAAUAAAAUACUGUUUAACUUAGGCAGCUCUUCUCCUGGGAAGGAGAAAAGUGAAACUGAUAAGGAAGCUUCUUUGGUAAAGCAAACAUUAGCUAAAAUUCAACAACAUGAACAAAAAGAGCAGGCAGAAUGGACACCCACUAAAUUGUCAUCUUCAAAAAAUGUUUCAGGUCAGAUAGAUAAAUGCAAGGAAGAAUCUAUUAAACAAGAGUCACAGCCUCAAGAGAAAAUUCCUGGACAUUCAACAAGCAAAGGAGAAAGAAUGAUACAAAAUGAGAGCAAGAGAAGAAAAGCUGAGGAAAUUCUAAAAAGUCAAACUUCAAAGGGAGGAGACAAGAAAGAAUCUUCCAAGUCAUUAGUGCGACAAGGAAGCUUCACUAUAGAAAAGCCUAGCCCAAACAUACCCAUAGAACUUAUCCCCCAUAUAAAUAAACAGACUUCAUCCACCCCCUCUUCGUUAGCAUUAACCUCUGCAAGUAGAAUACGAGACAGAAGCGACUCUAUGGAUACUGAUUCUAGUAUGGACACAACCCUUAUUCUCAAAGACACAGAAGCGGUAAUGGCUUUUCUAGAAGCUAAACUGCGUGAAGAUAAUAAAACUGAUGAAGGCCCAGAUACUCCCAGUUAUAAUAGAGACAAUUCUAUUUCACCAGAAUCUGAUGUGGAUACAGCUAGUACAAUCAGUCUGGUUACUGGAGAGACUGAAAGAAAGUCAACCCAAAAGCGAAAGAGUUUCACUAGUCUCUAUAAAGAUAGGUGUUCUUCGGGUUCUCCUUCCAAAGAUGUUACAAAAGCAUCAUCUUCAGGUGUGAGGGAGAAGGUUGAAAAGAAAACAAAAAGUCGAUCCACAGAUGUAGGUUCAAGAGCAGAUGGUCGUAAAUUUAUGCAAUCCAGUGGAAGAAUAAGACAGCCUUCAGUAGAUUUGACAGAUGACGACCAAACCUCUAGUGUACCUCAUUCUGCUAUUUCUGAUAUUAUGUCAUCUGAUCAGGAAACUUACUCUUGUAAACCUCAUGGAAGGACUCCACUUACCUCAGCUGAUGAACAUGUACACUCCAAACUGGAAGGAAGUAAAGUAACUAAAUCCAAGACUUCUCCUGUAGCAUCUGGUUCAUCCAGUAAAUCCACCACUCUUCCAAGGCCACGACCUACCAGGACUUCCCUGUUGCGCAGAGCACGACUUGGUGAAGCUUCAGACAGUGAACUAGCUGAUGCUGACAAAGCAUCUGUUGCUUCUGAGGUAUCCACAACAAGUUCUACAUCAAAACCUCCCACAGGAAGACGCAACAUCUCUAGGAUUGAUUUAUUGGCUCAGCCUCGUAGAACAAGGCUUGGUUCAUUAUCUGCUCGUAGUGACUCUGAAGCAACAAUAUCUAGAAGUAGUGCCUCUUCACGUACCGCAGAAGCCAUCAUUAGAAGUGGAGCCAGAUUAGUACCAUCAGAUAAAUUUUCUCCUAGAAUUAGAGCUAAUAGUAUCUCUCGACUAUCAGACUCCAAGGUUAAAAGUAUGACCUCAUCGCAUGGCUCUCCUUCAGUAAAUUCAAGAUGGAGGCGCUUUCCAACUGAUUAUGCUUCCACUUCAGAAGAUGAAUUUGGAUCAAACCGUAAUUCCCCUAAACAUACCCGUCUACGUACUUCUCCAGCCCUGAAAACCACUCGAUUGCAGAGCAGUGGAUCAACAAUGUCUACUAGUUCUUCAUUCAAGCAUCGGAUAAAAGAACAGGAAGACUACAUCCGAGAUUGGACUGCUCAUCGAGAAGAGAUAGCGAGGAUCAGCCAAGAUCUUGCUCUCAUUGCUCGGGAAAUCAACGAUGUAGCAGGAGAGAUAGAUUCAGUGACUUCAUCAGGCACUGCCCCUAGUACCACAGUAAGCACUGCUGCCACCACCCCUGGCUCUGCCAUAGACACUAGAGAAGAGGUAGGAGAUCUUCAUGGAGAAAUGCAUAAGUUGGUUGAUCGUGUUUUUGAUGAAAGUCUCAACUUCCGAAAGAUCCCUCCAUUAGUUCAUUCUAAACCACCAGAAGGAAACAACUGUCGGUCUGGUGAUCCAAGACCUCAACCAGCAGAGACCCCCGAUCACUUAACGAUCACAAGGCGGAGAACAUGGAGCAGAGAUGAAGUCAUGGGAGAUAAUUUGCUGCUAUCAUCUGUCUUUCAGUUCUCUAGGAAAAUAAGACAAUCUAUAGAUAAAACAGCUGGAAAGAUCAGAAUAUUAUUUAAAGACAAAGAUCGGAAUUGGGAAGAAAUAGAAAGCAAGUUAAGAACUGAAAGUGAAGUCCCUAUUGUGAAAACUUCAAGCAUGGAGAUUUCUUCUAUCUUACAAGAACUAAAAAGAGUUGAAAAGCAGCUACAAGCAAUCAAUGCUAUGAUUGACCCAGAUGGAACUUUGGAGGCUCUGAAUAACAUGGGAUUUCCCAGUGCUGUCUUGCCAUCUCCGCCAAAACAGAAGUCCAGUCCUGUGAAUAACCACAGCAGCCCCGGUCAGACACCAACACUUUGCCAACCAGAAGCUAGGGUUCUUCAUCCUGCUGCUGUCUCAGUCUCAGCUGAGUUUGAGAAUGCCGAAUCUGAAGCUGAUUUCAGUAUACAUUUCAAUAGGUUCAACCCUGAUGGGGAAGAGGAAGAUGUUACAGUACAAGAAUGACUUUCUCUUGAUUGUUAAAAAAUAAUUACCUGUGAAAUGACUAGGAUUAUUGGAAGGAGCAUAGUGUUGACUUAUAUAAAACAAGACAGCUUGGUCAACUACCAUUUUGUUCUCCCUGUCUUCUUAAUUUUAUUUAUUUGUUUUUUAUAUAUAAUGUGGUAUCAUAUUAAUCCUCUCAAGACAUUUAGAUAACCAUUUGAUGCACAUAUAGGAAAAAGCUAAUGUGACAGUUUCUCCUUUUGUCGUUUUAUGAUUAUCAAAUUGAAUUCUAUAAUUGCAUCCUUUCCCUUCAUAGAUCUUCGUUUUUUGUUUUGUUUUGUUUUGUUUUGUUUUUUAAGCCAUGCUGUGACCUACAAGCAAACUAAAUACCCAACAUUUCUGAAACCCCAUGUCUCCUGUGCCAAGCUGCUCCCUGAAAUGGACUUCCUCGUCAUCUGUACAGAUUUGUUAAACAGUUAUAUUUGCUUCUUAAUAAUAGGAUUUAUAUUAGUAUUCAUUACCAUUGGACACAAUGACACAUUACUCUUCACAGUAAAAUAGACUUUCAAAACAUUCAUUCUUGUGUCCUGAAGUUUUCCAGCAUAUAUGUGAUUUAUAAACUUCGUUGCUACGUAAAUUGUCUUGGGGUUUAUGGAGAUUAACUAUUAUGUUUGCACUAAGAUUUGCUGGGAGUGGUAGGUGGGCAUAUCUAUAUAUCAAUAAGGACUAAUCGUCUUUUUUUGUACAUAGGAGAUUGCUAAAACUGUAUUUGUUUUAACCCCACAGUGUUUUGCUCCACUUUUGAGAAGAUCAAUUUGGCACUUUCUUCAGUUUUUUUUUUUUUUUUUUUUUUAAUGGUAAUAAGAUUUUGUCUCAUUUUAGGUCAGAUGAUAGCUAGAAAGAUUAAACUAGACAGAUAGUUUAGGUGGAGUAUAUUUUUAAAGAACAUGUAUAUUGGUCCUGUGUUACCAAGUUUAUAUGUGACAGUUGAAAAAGAUUUCCCUUGAAAUGAUCAUGAGGUUAAAAUUUUCUCUUUUAGGAGGCUCGGAGAACCAGUAGGUAUAAGAUUAGUUGAUAGUUUCACUCCCAAGCAAUAAAUUGCUUGUGUGUUUCCCUAUAGGACCCAAUAGUAAUUCCUGUCUCAGUCUUUUACAUUUAUAAGGACUCUGGAAGAUGACAAUGACACAGGCUUUGGGCCUCUGCUACUUAAUAGGAAGCCUAUGAAAAUUAUCUUCUAUAGACUUGUUUUUUCUUUCCCGUAAGUUCACACUUGGAUAAGUUUAAUAAGAAAGUAAUUAUCUGUGUGUUUCCAGAACACUAUAAUUUGGGUGAAUCUUAAUUCAGUUAAAUAUUAUUAGUAGACCAGAAUUUUUCCCUUGAUCCCAUCAGUCUGUAAAGGUUAAAACUGCAACUUUUAUGAAAUGGUCUUUAAUAUUUCAGCAUAAUCUUGUGCUGUAUUUCUUUAAGAAACAGACUAAUUCUGUAUAUUUCAAAACUUUAUAGGAUUUUUAAAAUCCUGUACUGAUGGACGAGUUAAUAAAGAUGAAAAAAAUCUUUUAUAGAGAUGUAAAAACAAAAGUCUGUUGUAUAAUGGAUCUCAUUUUUUUUAAUUAAAAAAAGGAAAAAGAUAAAUGAAUUUUCUUCUUUUAAAGCUAAAUUCCCCAUUCUCUCUAAUAAAGGAAGACUGAAAAAAAAGUUUUAACGAACAUGAAUGGAAAGAUAAAAAUGCAUUUAAGGAAUAAACAAAACAUUAAAACAGGGUCAAUCCAUUUUUUAAAAAGUCAAACAGCAUAAUCACCAUUAUUCCCUCUUUGGGUACUGAUUAUAUCCACAUGAAAGUAGAAGGUAAGGAGUUGUUUAGGAAAGUAUUAGAAUCUACUUACAUUAUUGUUCAAGUGUUUACACAGUUUUGUUCAUUGAUAAGCAUUUGGCCUUUUACUAUGUUAUUUUUAUUUUGUAUGAAUACAUUAUUCUCCUUAUUUAUUUUUGUUACAUUUAUUAUGUUAUUUUGUUAUGCAUUUAAACUCCAUUUUUAAAUAAAGUGUUUCUGGAACUUUA